AUGACAGGUGCUGCUUAUUGUGGAUUAUCACCUCAAAGCCCUCAACAACGUUUAAACAUUCUUGUCAAAGAAACCGGAAGUCGUUUCGUACUUGUUCAUUCGAUGACGCAAAACUUGUUCAGUGAUGAUGUUACUGAACUCAAUAUUGAUGAAAUAAUCAACUCUCGAAACAUUGCUCAUAAUGUCGAUGUUGAUCAACUCUCAAGAGUCGCUGUGAUACCCGAGAAUAUCGCCUAUGUUAUUUUCACUAGUGGAUCGACAGGCAUACCGAAAGCAGGUCAACUACGACAUCGAAAUCUAAUUGAAUGCGAAGUUCUCACUGCUAAAUUAGUGCGUUUAUUAAGAAGUUAUGUUGAAGAAAAUUGUCUAAUAUGGAAUUUGUAUGGGCCAUCAGAAAUAACAAUGGGCUGUACUUAUCACAAGGUAGAUGAGACAUCUGAAAAAUCAAAUAUUUGUAUUGGCCGAUCUUUUCCUAAUUAUCAAUGCCGCAUUGUCAACGAGAUGCUUCAACCUGUCAUCGUCAACCAGGAAGGUGAAUUACUUGUAGGUGGCGUGGGUAUAUUUGCUGGUUAUCUGGGUCGUGACGAUUUGACAGCAAAGACACUCAUUGAGAUCGAUGAUGAACUUUUUUAUCGAACAGGUGAUCUUGUACGAUUAGACAGCAAUGGCUUUGUACAUUAUGUUGGGCGCAAAGAUCACCAAGUAAAAUUACGUGGACAACGUAUCGAGCUCGGCGAAAUCGAACAAUGUCUGCUGCAGUCAUCACCACAAGUCACUGCCUGUGUUGUUACUAAAUAUGAUGAUGAACAUUUGGUCGCAUACGUGCAAAGUUCUGAUAUCGAUGAGGAAUUAUUACAGACAUAUUGUCAUUCUCAUCUUCCACAGUAUAUGGUUCCAUCAAAGUUUAUCAUACUCCAACAAGUACCAUUGAAUGCCAACGGAAAGAUGGAUCGACAACGUCUUCCAAUACCAGACUUUUCGUCGUCGAAAUCUUCGACAGUAAUCGACUUCAAAAUACCACGAAAUGAAAUAGAAAAACGUGUCCAUUCUCUAUGGUGCGAAGUGUUACAACACGUAGAUGAGCAGAUUUCAAUCGAAGAAAGUUUCUUUAACAUUGGUGGUCAUUCACUACUUCUCAUACAACUCUAUCAUCGAUAUAAGUCAGAAUUUGGCUUUGAUACUCAAGCCAUUUCCAUCGCACCAUUUCUUCAGUAUGCAACCAUUGCUGAACACGCCAAAUUACUUGAAACAAUGAAAACCAACAUGCAAUCAACACUAUUGCAAACAAUGCAAAUCAAUCAAGGUAACAGCUGUUGUACGAAAAAUUUUGUGAGACUAUCAGUUAACAAAACAGGAAAGGACGUGGUUCAAAUUACUAUCAUUAUUGAAUUAGAUAUUGCAGAUAUGGCUACUUUUCUAGUGCCAAUUGUUGAACUAGAAUUUGUAGGGAAAAUUUCUGGGUCGAUUUCAUACUAUGUAUAG
This is a messenger RNA of Rotaria sp. Silwood1, 1482 nucleotides long. Lineage: Eukaryota; Metazoa; Rotifera; Eurotatoria; Philodinida; Philodinidae. The record is from the annotation of a GenBank genome assembly.